Molecule: messenger RNA, 1077 nt
Organism: Lutra lutra (Eurasian river otter)
Lineage: Eukaryota; Metazoa; Chordata; Mammalia; Carnivora; Mustelidae
Product: keratin-associated protein 10-12-like
Exons: 2
Coding region: 1-849 (282 amino acids)
Cellular component (GO): keratin filament
Source: RefSeq, a predicted model, not a curated record
AUGGCCACGUCCACCCUGUCCGUCUGCUCCAGCGACCGGAGCUACGGCAGCCGCGUCUGCCUGCCCGGCUCCUGUGACUCCUGCCCCGACUCCUGGCAGGUGGACGACUGCCCAGAGAGCUGCUGCGAGCCCCCCUGCUGUGCCCCCACCUGCUGUGCCCCCACCUGCUGUGACUCCAGCUGCUGUGCCCCCUCCUGCCUGACCCUCAUCUGCACCCCUGCGAGCUGCGGGUCCAGCCCCUGCCCGUCAGCCUGCACCAGCUCCUGCCAGCGCUCCCCCUGCCAGGAAGACUGCUGUGUGUCUGUCUGCUGCAAGCCCGUCUGCUGCACCCCUGUCUGCUGCACCCCUGUCUGCUGCAAGCCCGUCUGCUGCACCCCUGUCUGCUGCACCCCUGUCUGCUGCAAGCCCGUCUGCUGCACCCCUGUCUGCUGCAAGCCCGUCUGCUGCACCCCUGUCUGCUGCACCCCUGUCUGCUGCAAGCCCGUCUGCUGCACCCCUGUCUGCUGCACCCCUGUCUGCUGCAAGCCCGUCUGCUGCACCCCUGUCUGCUGCAAGCCCGUCUGCUGCACCCCUGUCUGCUCUGGGCCCUCCCCCUGCUCAGCCCCCUCCUGCUGCCAGCCCAGCCCCUGCUCCUCGUCCUGCUGCCGCCGGUCCUCCUGCGUGUCCCUGCUCUGCCGCCCCGUGUGCAGACCCGCCUGCUGCGUGCCUGCCUCCUCCUGCUGUGCCCCUGCCUCCUCCUGCCAGCCCAGCUGCUGCCGCCGGGCCUCCUGCGUGUCCCUGCUCUGCCGCCCUGUGGGCUCCCGCCAGGCCUGCUGCGUGCCCGCCUCGGCCCAGAAGUCCUGCUGCUGACGGGGCCCGUCUCCCGUGGGGCCAGCUGGGCUCAGGACCCACCCAGUGACAGUGGUCCUCCCAGCCCCCUCAGUCCGGUCCUGACCUGUUAGGUGGCUGCCCACACCCAGGACGGGGUCUUCCAUGCGUCCACUCUGCUGACAUGACCUUGACCUUAUAGCUCCCAAGAACGCUGACCCCGCUGCUCCCCAGGGCUCCUGCUCCCAGGAGGGGCCUCCACUACUUCUG